AAUAAUUAAAAUAUAUUCUAAAAUUUAAUUUUUUCAAUUCAGUUAAUAAAAUAUCAUAAACAUGUCAUCUAAAUCAGAAAUAACAUUAGAACAUUUUUAUAUUUUCAACAACACAUACGCAAAAAAAGAAGGGGAGGAAAAAAAUAAGAUUUUAUACUAUUACCCAGCAAAAGUAGAUAUUGACAAUCAAAUAAAAAAUAUUGGGCUUAGCGAAGCAAUUAUUAAAUUUACUGAGUCAUUUAAUCCAGGGCAAUCAUGUGAUUAUUGUCAUACUCAAAAAACUCGGCAAAUUUAUUUUCAACCUGAAAUCCAUUUCUGGAUGGUUAUGAUUGUUGGAGUACCAUUUAUAACAAAAGAAAAUGAUGGUACCACAUACAUGGAAUAUCUAAAUGAUGAAGUAUCAAGCACUGUCUGUCAAGCUAUUUUAAAACAAGCAUAUACUAUUUUUCGACUUUUUAUGGGCUCAUUUGAUAAUAUUUUAAACGAACCAGAUUGUGGAUCAGUAAUAUUAUUAAGAUAUAAGCUAGAUCACUUUUAUUCUCGAUAUCUAUUGUCAUUAAAAUUAAAUAAUAGUGACAUUUUGGAUAUCUUUCAUGGCUUAGUAUUUUUACCUUUAGAUAAAAUUACUUUUUUACGAGUUCAGUGUUUCAUGAAUUUAAUUGAAGCAACUUUUCCACAAGUAAAAUAUACUGCAUUUUUAUAUAACAAUCAGCUUGUUUGGAGUGGAUUAGAACCUGAAGAUAUGCAAGUAGUUUAUAAUUACUUAAUUAAUACACUUUUACCGGCACAUUUAGAAAAAGAAUUGGAUGAUAGUUCAAUUUCUCGUAAUUCUUCAUCACCAUUUACAACAUCUCAUUAUGGAAAAUUUGUUACUGGACCAUCAAGUAUUAAUGAUGUAAAAAAGUUACCGAAAGUAUUUAUUAAUUAUUCAACAAAACCUAUAUCAUUAUAUUUAAUUGUAUAUCGAGCAUUAAAUGCGACCGUGUGUUUAUUUGUUGAUAGUACAAAUAGCCCCAUGUUUUAUACUACUUUAGAUUCCUUUCUGGGUGUUCAAUUGACAUCAUUAGUAAAUUCAAUAUCAGAACAAUAUUCCAAACAUACAUCUGUUACAACAGAAUCAAGUCCAAGAUAUUUAUAUUUUAAUAAAUUAAAUUUAGCAUAUAAGAGUACUAUACACAAUGACCAUAAACGAUUUUCAAAUGUUAUAGUUACUUCAGAAGUUUUAAGAAUUAUAACAGAUAUAAAUAGUGACACCAGCAGAUUGAAAGAAACUGGGGAAAUUGUUAUAAAAACUAUGAGCGAUUACUGGAUUGUAGGAAAAUUAUCUAAUUUGAGAGAGUUCUUUGUUAUUAUACAACAAAAAAAUGCUAGUAUCAUUGAAAUUGAUGAUGAAGUCAACAGAUUAUGUGACCAACAACUAAAAAGUAUUUUCUUUCAUUAAUUAAAAAUUAAAUAAUUAAAAUAUUUUGUUUUGAAAAUAUUUAUUAAUAAAAUUAAGAACUUUCUGUUACUGAAAAAUCAUUGCUAUUCAUAAACAAAAGUAUUGCUUAAUAAAUGAUA
Ceratosolen solmsi marchali is the source of this 1560-nucleotide messenger RNA. RefSeq names its product vacuolar fusion protein CCZ1 (gene Ccz1). The record is from RefSeq and is a predicted model, not a curated record. Bases 62 to 1441 code for a protein of 459 amino acids. The transcript is spliced from 10 exons. Gene Ontology annotation, biological process: vesicle-mediated transport. Gene Ontology annotation, cellular component: intracellular membrane-bounded organelle; Mon1-Ccz1 complex. Lineage: Eukaryota; Metazoa; Arthropoda; Insecta; Hymenoptera; Agaonidae.